Drosophila takahashii is the source of this 1498-nucleotide messenger RNA. RefSeq names its product bendless (gene ben). The record is from RefSeq and is a predicted model, not a curated record. Lineage: Eukaryota; Metazoa; Arthropoda; Insecta; Diptera; Drosophilidae.
CACACAAACAUUUUUUGUCCAAGUGUGCGUUCGACAUUCAUAAUUUUUUGUGGUUGAAGCUGACUGCCCAAAAAAAACCGAAAAUUAACACAAUUUGCCAACGUUAUUUGCGUUCAAAUUGCAACUUAAAUUCAGCAAUAACUUUGCGCCGCUUCGCUUUCGACGAGAAGCAUCCCCAGUUUUCUUCGCCCCCCGACAAAACUAGUUACUUUCCGCAGCUGCAAGAUGUCGAGUCUGCCACGUCGCAUCAUCAAGGAGACGCAGCGCCUGAUGCAGGAGCCGGUGCCCGGGAUCAAUGCCAUUCCCGACGAGAACAACGCCCGAUACUUUCACGUGAUCGUCACCGGUCCGAACGACUCGCCCUUUGAGGGCGGCGUCUUCAAGCUGGAGCUCUUCCUGCCGGAGGACUACCCCAUGUCGGCGCCCAAGGUGCGCUUCAUCACGAAGAUCUACCAUCCGAACAUCGAUCGGCUGGGCCGCAUUUGCCUGGACGUGCUGAAGGACAAGUGGAGUCCGGCGCUGCAGAUCCGCACCAUCUUGCUCUCCAUUCAGGCCCUGCUCAGCGCACCCAAUCCCGAUGAUCCGCUGGCCAACGACGUGGCCGAGUUGUGGAAGGUCAACGAGGCGGAGGCCAUUCGCAAUGCCCGCGAGUGGACCCAGAAAUAUGCCGUCGAAGACUGAGCGCGAUCGCGGAUGAGGAUGAGGACGCCCGACAGGUUGAGGAGGCGAGUGAGGAGGCGGGUGCGGCAGUUGUAUCGGCGAUUUUCCAGAAAGUGGGUGCGCGACUUGGACGGGCGGGUGGGGAAAAUGCAUACUUUAAAAACAACCGGAAAAACCUAAAGCAUACGAAGAAGAAAAACAUAAAGCAUAAAAUAAGAAAGAAAGAAAGAAAAUGAUAAAAAGAACAACUUUUUUUUUCGAACCUUCUGGGGCGGGAUAUACAUAUAAUAUACAUAUAUUUUUUUCAACCAAUCGAUCGGGGCGAUCGGCUAGAGGGGAGGAGAGAUAGCGAAAGCAUUCUUUAUGUAAGUCAUAUACAAUACAUGUAUCCGAAAACGAAAGAAAAAACAAAAAAAAUAUCAAAAAGUAAUUGGUUUUAAUCGUUUCUAUUGAUUUGUUCGAGGGGUCUGGUGUCUAUAUGCAUAUAGCCGUAUAUAUAUUUCUAUGUGUAACUGAAAUAACCAACCCAUAAGCAUUAACCCAUGUAGCAUCAGAUAAUAAAUCAAUUGGAAAGGCAAUUAGAGGGGAUUUUGGUUUCUUUCAAGUGAAAACUCUGUUUUUAAUACGAUCCCAUCCGUUUUCAAUGUUUCACCAACUUUCAGAUGUGAUCUUUGUAUUUUCCUUAACUAGGUUAGUUCACCAUUUCGAUUGAUACUUGAGCUUUGCCUGGGUUGUGUCAGAGUCCCUUUGAUAAACGAUAAAUGGUUUUAAUCGAAAACAAUUUUUUUUUAACCAAACAAAGAAGCCUUUAAGCUAUUAGUAAUUUUUGAAAAAAAUA